GUCAAAACAGCUGUCAUAAUCGAGGCCCCUGAAAUUUUCGCGUUUAGCAGAAGCACUUGGAUUGCAUUUUUGGACACUACCUAAAAAUAUUUGAAUCAAAAUGAUGAACUUGUCCAGAGCCGUCGUGCGUAGUUUCGCUACCACCAGCAAUCGCCGUGCCACCGCCGUGGGCAAGGACCAGAUUGACAAGGGAUAUUUUGAGAUCAAAAAGGUGCAGGAACACUUCCAGAAGAAGGACGGCAAGCCCGUUUUCCUGAAGGGCUCUGUCUUCGACAGUGUGCUGUACCGUAUUACCGUGGCACUCGCUCUUGUUGGCGUAGGUGGCAUGACCAAGCUGUUCUACGACCUGAGCGUACCCAAGAAGGAAUAAGGUGCAUGCUUUAUAUUCUAAAAUUAAGCUAAGCCCUUUCCCAUUUGUUGCAGCGUAGUCGGCUUAUAUUUUAGUGUUUUGAUAAUAGCACUAGGGAACUCCCGAUAUUUCACGUUCUAAAUGUAGAUCCUGUUUAAAACUAAGUUUAAAGUGUAACGAAAUCAUUUGAACAGCAUUUAAAACAUUGAAAUAUAAUACCUUUGCUGUAGCGGUA
Molecule: messenger RNA, 584 nt
Organism: Scaptodrosophila lebanonensis
Lineage: Eukaryota; Metazoa; Arthropoda; Insecta; Diptera; Drosophilidae
Gene: COX7A
Product: cytochrome c oxidase subunit 7A, mitochondrial
Exons: 3
Coding region: 101-370 (89 amino acids)
Biological process (GO): regulation of oxidative phosphorylation; mitochondrial respirasome assembly; mitochondrial electron transport, cytochrome c to oxygen
Source: RefSeq, a predicted model, not a curated record